CAUCGAUUCUGUUUAAUUCACGUUAGAUCGAAUGUGUUACAAAGACACAAAGUCCCCGGAGUGAAGAAAUGGGUAUGGAUAAUGGGUGAAGUGAGUGAGGAGCGGAGAUAUUGGACUGCAAGGCGUGAAUUAGAAAAAGUGAGUUCAGAAGCUCUGAGGUAUCUCGAAACCACCAUAGAUAGAUCGCAAUGGACUAUGGCACACGAUGAAUUUCGUCGAUGGGGUGAGACAUCUACUAACAUGGCCGAGUGUUAUAAUAAUGUGUUGUUAGCUGCGAGGGAACUCCCAAUUAGAGCUAUCGUUGAUAUUACAUUCUGGCGGACCAUCAACUGGUUUGUUAACCGAACGACUCUAGCCAAACAAUGUCAGACGCCUUUGACACCGUGGGCUUGGGAGUUAUUUCAGAAGAAUGACCAACGAGGGAGACGUCAUCAUGUUAGGACUACAAGCAUAGCACGUGGCAUCUAUGAUGUGCUAACCUAUCACAGAGGUCCGGGUAGAGGCCAUAAUAUACAUGUUGUAGAUUACCGUGAAAAGAUAUGCUCAUGUGGAAAGUGGCAGACCUGGAGAAUGCCUUGCUCUCACGCUGUUGCGGUGCUGAGAGAACGCAGUGAUGACAUCUUUAGUCAUGUUGAUACACGAUACCACACAAGUGUUUGGAUUCACCAGUACGCAGCUGUGUUCCGUCCACUGAGACACCAAGAUUAUUGGUAUGAACCUGAAUGGACACUGGAAUGUUCACCAGCACGGCUACUUCCUCGUUCACGUGGGCGAUACAACAGAAGGAGGAUACAAAACCAAAUGGAUGAGCGCGAAGAAGAUGCGCCAAGAGCGCCUCCUCGAUGCCGCAUUUGUGGAGAGACCGGCCAUAAUAGAAGAAAGUGCACUUUAGGACGUGUUGUGUAGUUAUUUUAUGUUUGAGAAUCGUGAUUGAGGGUUGGAUUUUAUUAUGUGUUUGAACCAAGAUUGAGCCUGAAAUGACAUUGUUAAGUAAUAUUGUUUACAAAAAAUUCGACAGAGUUUACUUUAUUUA
Molecule: messenger RNA, 1033 nt
Organism: Salvia splendens (bonfire salvia)
Lineage: Eukaryota; Viridiplantae; Streptophyta; Magnoliopsida; Lamiales; Lamiaceae
Exons: 2
Coding region: 82-906 (274 amino acids)
Molecular function (GO): zinc ion binding; nucleic acid binding
Source: RefSeq, a predicted model, not a curated record